UAAGAUUGUCUGGACAUACCUGUUUCACUGAUUCCAUGUGCUACUUCAAGAGUGUUUUGUGGGAAAUUACUAGAGAUUGGGGGUUUGUUGAAUGAAGUCUUACAUAAGGAGGUACAUGUACAUGGUGGAUGUUUAAGUACUAGCAGAACUUUUGCUUCCAUGUGCAAUAAGCAACUUAGAAUGAGGAAGGCAGUUGACUUUGAUCUAUGGAGAAUCCUCAGUUCAACUGGAAUAUGGGCAUAGCACCCUGUUAUUAAAAAUGAAGCAUGGAGAAAUGAUAACAACAUAAAUAAAAAUCUUGCCUGCCAAAACUGUGACUCACAAUAAUAUGUGAAUAAUGGCUACUACUACCAACGCACAAGAGGAGUUAGAUGCUGUUAGUUCUCCUCCAUCAGCCGGGGACAUUCAUGUCAUCAUGGCAGAAAAGGCACACGAGUUAUUCGCUAUUUGCGAUAAAGAAGAAAAAGGAUUUAUUACUAAAAGAGACAUGCAGAGGCUUCAGUCUGAACUUCCUCUCUCACCAGAUCAACUGGAAGCAGUUUUUGACUCGCUAGAUCAGGAUGGAAAUGGAUUCCUGACCUUGGAUGAGUUCACAGAAGGCUUUGGUAGUUUCCUGGGUUUAGCCACCUCCAUGCAACCAGAGAGUAAUAGUGGGGAAGCAGUAUAUGGGGACGACCUUGUUGACCCUAAUGAGGAGACUGAACUUUUUCUGGACAUGAUGAAGAAUGUGGGUGCCUAUGACAUGUUUGAAGACCAAACAACUAUCAAAAACAUGUGGUGUAGAUUGCGUAAAGAUGAGCCAGAAGUACUGUCUUCCUUUGAACAAUUCCUUUCCAAAGUGUCAGGUGAAAUAAAAAGAUCUCAAGCAGAUUUUGACACCCUUGAAUCAGCAUUGAAAAGCAAAAGCUCUGCGCAUGAUCAAGAAGUCAGAAAACUAUAUGAGGAGAUGGAGCACCAGAUUAAGCAAGAGAAAGAGCGGAUACUGUCUGAGGAAAAAGCAAAAGAGAAGCAGCUUCGUGAGGAAAUGGAAAGAGAGAUGAAGGAAAAGGACAGACAAUUGCAAGAGCUCCUUACACGGCAUGCUGAGAUGGAACAGAGGCUGGCAGAAUUGAAUUUUUCUGAAGUCGAGACCAAGCAAGAGAAUGAGAAAUUACUAAAGGAGAGAGAAAUGUUGCAAGAAAUGUUAGAUAACUCCCAACGUUCCCUGGAAGAGUCAAAAACAUACAUAGGACAGCUGAGACAACAGACAAAACAAGAGAGGAGGGAGAGGGCAAUGGCUGCGUUGCAGAUAACAGAGGGCAUAGCAUUAGAAAGGGAGACUUUAGUGAAGCAAUUAGAUUUACUGAGAGACAUGAACAAAAAGUUGAGAGAUGACAAAGAUGAAGCUGAGGCCAGAAGGGCUGCACAAGAUCCAAGUACUCUACACCAAGAACUGUCGGAGGCAGAGGCAGAAGGGGUACUUUUCAAAACAGCAAAGAAAAAGAAAAUCACUAAACAAGGAUCUAUAAUGUCAAACUAUUUUCAGUCUGAUAAAAGGUUAAAUGAGGGUAAGGUGGAAGAAGAAGGUUAUGAAGAAGAGGAUGAAGAAGCAGAGGGUGAUAAUUUUAUGAGAGAAGAAGAGGAAGAAGUUACAAGUGGCUAUCACAGUAAUCAUCACAAACAUUAUCAUCAACAUGAUCCAUCUCAUCAUCAUGUGAACAGUAUUCAGAACCAAGCAAAUUUACAUUCAGUUCUCUUACAAGAAAAAUCAGACUCUGAGGCAGAUGCAGAAAUUUCCAGAUACUCACAAAAUGAACCAAAUGGAUUUGAAAAUCUCAGAUCAGAAGAUUACGAGGUAGAUGAAGUGAACAAUGUUGUUAAAAAUGGAAUUUUGAAAGAAGAGUCUGAGUUGAAUUUAAAAAACAAUGGCACAGUAGGUCAAGAGAAAUCUCCAUAUAUAGCAGAUCUUACUAGCAGUGAAAAUGAGGGGAAGAAGAAGAUGAAGAAAGACAGAAAGAGUAGGACUUAUCGCAGUCAUCUCCAGCAGAUAGUAGACCAACAUUCCAGUGACUCCAGUGAUAGGGAUAAACCUAUAGAGACAACAAGUAGGCGAACCAGAAAGUAUAAAAGCAGUUCACUGUCAGGCAGUGAUAUAGAGGAGGUCAAUGAGAACAUUGACAACAUGAUUGCCUCUGGAAUUGAGGAGAUUAAUCUCACAAGUUCUAGAACUAUGCAACGCUCUUAUGCCAACAUGACAUUGGUCAGUGAAAAGAAUCCAGAAAUUCAGGAUGCUAGAAGGAAAUUUAGCUGGGGCAUCAUUGUGAAAAAGGCUCUGGAGACAGCCAAUAGCCUAAAAUCUGUAGAUGAGGAAACUGUCGAUGAGGCCCCUACAAUAAAUGGAGGGAGUGGCUCCUCUGAGAAGAAUGGUAAGCAAAGUUUAAGGCGCUCUCCUGUCUCUGGUCAUGGCCCCCUUGCUCUCAGAUCUCAGCCCAUUGGAGCAAGUGAUGUCAGAGAAAUGGGGGUUGGCGAGCAGGACCCUGGGCUUCCUUCCACCCCAGAACGACUGUUUAAGGUCAUAUUUGUUGGGGACUCUGGUGUUGGUAAAAGUAGCUUUAUCCACAGGUUUUGUACCAAUCAGUUCAGGCCUUCCUUUAGUGCAACUAUAGGAGUGGAUUUCCAGGUGCAGACUAUGCUGGUGGACAGUCAAGUCAUUGCUCUGCAGCUCUGGGACACAGCAGGACAGGAAAGGUUCCGUAGUAUUACCAAACAGUACUUCCGUAAAGCUGAUGGGGUGCUGAUUAUGUAUGAUGUCACCUCAGAAAGUUCCUUUAAAAGUGUUAGAAACUGGAUUGCCAGUGUACAGGAGGGAACAGAUGAUGGCACAGUGCUGAUGCUGGUUGGUAACAAAGUGGACCUGAUUGAGUGUAAUUACCGCAGAGUGAUCAAAACUAAGGAUGGGGAACACCUGGCAGAUGAAAAUGGUGCAUUAUUUUAUGAGGCCAGUGCUAAGUCAGGAAUAAAUGUUAAGGAAUCACUUCAAGCAAUGGCAGCUGUGCUAAAAGAUAAGGAAGACAAAGCCAUUGAGAAAUCCCUUCACUUAGAGGAGGCAAAGAAAAAGAAGAUGUGCUGCUAACAAAGAAAAAGAAACUGUAAACAGGCAGAUAACAUUGGAUUUCAUCUAGAAUCAGGAAAAUUAUUGCGAUGUAAGCUUAAAGUGUUUUUAAAGAUGUAUUUCUUCACAUGAUACUUCAGGAUGUGUUUGUUAGGAAGUAGCUCAUAAUGACCAAAAUUAAUUUAAGAAAUGGAAAUAGCUGUACGCCAUUAGCAGUGCAAGGGAAAAGUACCAAAACAUUUUUACAUAAAAUGUUUUACUUUUUCAAAUAAGCAUGACAGGGAAUUCUACUAAGAAAACUGAACAAUUUAUGGAGAGUAUCAGACCUAAGCUUACAGACUUAUGUUGAUUGGGAAAUAAGUCUAGUGAUAUAAUAUGACUGACAUAGAUUUGUAGGAAGUACAAGAUUGUAUAUUGAAAAAUGCAAUUUGUAGUGGAGGGCACUUUAUUUAACAUGGGGGAAAAACACCUCUGAGUGCAGCAUUUAAAUCAUUUCUAUUUUGAAAAGCUCAGUUAAUGCAAAUCUCUGAUUAAAAUUAGGUAUUUUAAAAAUUCAUUAAGAGAACCUAUAGAUUGUUUCUAUUUUAUUCUAACUUGGAUCUCUAUGUACAUUUAAGAAGAGGAGUAUGUGCAAUAUGUUUCUCAUACCAUUGAUAUAUUUUAUUCAUUCUUACAUUUAUAUCAUCUAAGCAUUUUUUUCAUUUUUCUCGCAUGUAAAUUGUUAAUGUACCUUACUUCUUCAAAACUGGUUGUGUAAAAGUUCCACAAUUGUCUUGACAUUUUAGGUAUUGUGGUGAAUCUCUAUUUACACCAGUCUAAUUUAAUUCUUGUAUCUCUUUUGUGGUAGGUUUUUUGACCAUAUGAAUGUUCCUGGUAUAAGCCUGUGGAGACAAAUACCAACUACAUGUUAUGUUUUUGGUGCUUUAUGAAAGUUUUGUUCUAAAAGAAGUCCAUUAAAAUGAUGACAUUAUAAAAACAGUCAAAGGUUGAAAUUAUCCUUUAAUUGGCUGGAAGAUGACAGUAUUAGUGAUUGUAUAAAAGUUUGGUACUGAAAUAAAUUCUGUAAAAAGAAUUAGAUAAAAAUUAAGAGAUGGGAUUUUUAAAGCAAAAAUGCAGUUCCAUUUUUGGUCUUCCAUAUUCCAAUAUGUUCACAUUUUUACCAAUGUUUUUCAGUUUUUAUGGGAAUUAUUAAAGUAUUUUACACGACAGUGGUGCACUUUGGUAGUAAAUCUACUUCAUUUUAUAUUUAAUAUGAAAAACAUUGUACAACUUGCACUGUCAAAGUUUGAUAGUAUGUAGAAAGUUUGUACUUAGCAUGGAUUGCAUAAAAACUUUAUUUGUUCAUUACCAGAUUUUAUGGUGCACUGGAAGUCAUUACAAUAUGACAUAAUGGAUUUAUGCCACAUAAUGUUUUUACUGGUUUCUGGUUUGCAAUUAAUGGUCAAAUUGGAAUAACUGGUUUUUGCUUGACAUGCUGUAUAGUAUAAAGAGUCUCAUUAAUAUCCUAACAACUGCCCCUUGUUUCAUAUUUUGUAUUUAUUUGGGAUCUCGCAUGUUGAUGGCUACCUGGAGUCACAUCUCAAGUCUUGUCAUUUUAAAAAAAUAUUUUUAAUAUUAGUUAUGGCCUUGGCAAAGAAUUAUGAAAAUUAAUAUAAAAUCAUUUAAUCAACAUUUAAUUUUAAUUGGUUAUAUAAGUAUCAGCUCUAAAGUAGUGAUAUCUAUGUAUAAACAUCUUGAAUAAUAGUGUAAGGGUUAAAUAUAUCAAAACCAUUGCAAAAUUUUCUUUAAACCAAGAACCAAUCCUUUAUCAAACAUUCACUGGUAAAGUACACUUACAAAAAGUACACAGUUACUGUUGUGGACAUUGUAAACUCUGGAGAAUACACAGGAAUAAAAAAAGGAGAAAGAAUUGUAAUAAAAUGCUUUUUGCUCAUUCUUAAAAAAUAA
Molecule: messenger RNA, 5038 nt
Organism: Lingula anatina
Lineage: Eukaryota; Metazoa; Brachiopoda; Lingulata; Lingulida; Lingulidae
Product: EF-hand calcium-binding domain-containing protein 4B
Molecular function (GO): GTPase activity; GTP binding; calcium ion binding
Source: RefSeq, a predicted model, not a curated record